AUGCCUACUGAUCGUGAUGAUACCACGUCCGGUUCCGGGGUCUUAGAGAACUUUAAACUCCGUGCAAGUGUCGCCCGACCCAACUUCUUCGAUAUGCAUAUGGCACAAGAUGGGACUGUGCUAUUUGAGGAUUCUUUUCCAAAGCUAAUUAUUGACGACCGUACACUUACGACCGGAUUAGCCCUCUGGGUCGAGUUUGCUAAUAAUGGCGCCCCAGAGCGAGUUUACCGUGCUCAAAUGGUUAUGGAGGAGUUUCCCGAGCAUUUCCGGCAGAUUCGAAGGAAUUCGGAUCCAUUAUAUGACGUUAUGCUAUACAUGGAAGACGACGAGAAAUGUCAGGCCCCGGAGGGAAUAUUGGAAAAUGAGCCUGUUGACUUUAACCGUCCAUUCGCGGAGGUGUAUGUUGAACAUACUGUACGCAGCCGAGAGUGGGUGUGCAAACAACUCGAUCGGUAUGCGCCCGGAUAUCGGGAAGCGGAGCAGGAAGGCAAUGGCCUGGCAGUGGGUUAUGAUUUGCAAAGGCUAUUGAUCAAUGAUGGGGGCCCUCUCGAGAUAGUAGAAGAGUGA
Penicillium longicatenatum is the source of this 567-nucleotide messenger RNA. RefSeq lists its product as uncharacterized. Bases 1 to 567 code for a protein of 188 amino acids. The record is from RefSeq and is a predicted model, not a curated record. The transcript has 2 exons. NCBI's taxonomy places the organism in Eukaryota, Fungi, Ascomycota, Eurotiomycetes, Eurotiales, Aspergillaceae.